ACAUAGCUGUGACGCCAAUAGAAGCCGACAUCCUGAUAGCAAACAACGGAAACAAUCCUCGCUGGUUUAGGUUUAUUUAUCUGCCUCACUUCUGAGCAAAAUGAGCAAACAUGGCAAAAAGGGUAAUGUUUCAUGGGUCAAGCCGGCAGAGCCAUCUUUUCUAAAAAAAUUCAAAAGUGAUGUUGGGUAUAAGGAGGGGCCGACGAUUGACACGAAGAGACAAGACAUGCCCGAGGUCGACGAUGAUAGCGGUGGUAGUGAUCGCGAGGAUGAAUUGCCGCAAAUAGUUGUUCUCAAGAAAGGCGACCUGAGUGCUGAUGAAGUUCAGCAUAUGAAAAAAGACACAAAGGACGAGGAGCCUCCUUCAGACGGCAAGAUCGUGUUCAAGAAACCAGCAAAGCGCUCGUCCUCAGAUAAGUUCCAGGGUAUUUCCGCCAGCUCCAGCAAGAAGAAGAAGAAGCACGACGACGAGGAAGAAGGCAAGGGCGAAUCAAAAUCAGAGACGAAAGUGAAAAACAAAAGUUUGCUGUCAUUUGUUGGUGAUGACGAGGAUGAAGAUGACUGAACUGCUCGCUAGCAGCAGGCUCCUCAUGAUCGACAACAUUCAGUUGAUUUAAGCAUUCAUAGUUAUUGUGUUCUUUUUGUAUGCCUCAUUCUGUGAUUCAUUUUCUAAAAAUUUUAAAUAAUGUAAAUGAGUGGUUUCUAUUUGGAGGGACACACUCUGUUCAUCUGGAUGAGUUGUGUUAGGCAGAAUUUCCUUGAGCAAUGUAAAAACGGGGAAAGCCGCAGCAGAUAUACACUUGUGAAAUAAUAAUGACCAAGUUAUGGUAGAUGCUUGCAGAACUGAACGUGUGAAGGGAUAAGAUUGAUGCAUUGCAAGCAACAAAGGAAAGGCGUCCGCACCUCUCAUUGGAUGUAUGUACAUAUAGCUUCUACAAAGGAGCUCUUCUUUAAAUGUCUUAUCAUUUAUCAAUGUAUUUGCCAUCCCGAGAUUUGGGAUAGUAUGGAUCACCAUUUGUUACUGUAUGGAGGGAAAGGUUUUAGGCAAAAAAUAAAACCAAAACCUUCUUGUA
Molecule: messenger RNA, 1073 nt
Organism: Clupea harengus (Atlantic herring)
Lineage: Eukaryota; Metazoa; Chordata; Actinopteri; Clupeiformes; Clupeidae
Product: KIAA1143 ortholog
Source: RefSeq, a predicted model, not a curated record